Molecule: messenger RNA, 894 nt
Organism: Pichia kudriavzevii
Lineage: Eukaryota; Fungi; Ascomycota; Pichiomycetes; Pichiales; Pichiaceae
Exons: 1
Coding region: 1-894 (297 amino acids)
Biological process (GO): protein phosphorylation; positive regulation of transcription by RNA polymerase II
Cellular component (GO): transcription factor TFIIK complex; transcription factor TFIIH holo complex; nucleus
Molecular function (GO): RNA polymerase II CTD heptapeptide repeat kinase activity; ATP binding; cyclin-dependent protein serine/threonine kinase activity
Source: RefSeq, a predicted model, not a curated record
AUGAGCAGAAUAGACAAUUAUACAAAGUUUAAGAAGUUGGGUGAAGGUACCUAUGCCGUCGUAUAUUUAGGAAAACAAAAAACUACGGGCCGAGAAGUGGCUGUUAAAGAAAUCAAAACAGAAGGCUUCAAAGACGGCCUAGAUAUGUCUGCAAUCCGGGAAGUCAAAUAUUUACAAGAGCUGAAGCAUCCAAAUAUUAUUGAGCUAGUUGAUGUGUUUAGUGAUGAGAAGCAAAACCUGAAUUUAGUUCUAGAAGUUUUGCCUGGGGAUUUGGAGAAAGUUUUACGUGACAAAAGUAUAAUUAUUAGCCCCGUUGAUGUCAAACGUUGGCUGUUGAUGAUACUGCGAGGUGUAUAUCACUGCCAUAGAAAUGGAAUAUUACAUCGUGAUUUAAAACCAAAUAACUUGUUAAUGGAUCCUGAUGGGAAUAUCAAGAUUGCCGAUUUCGGUUUGGCUCGAAGUUUAGAUCAACCUACGGAAAGACUAACAUCCAAUGUGGUCACAAGGUGGUACAGGGCGCCAGAACUACUCUUUGGCGCAAGGCACUAUACUGGAGCUGUUGAUGUUUGGGCAGUUGGGACAAUUUUCGCAGAAAUGAUGUUGAGAAAUCCAUACUUACCAGGAUCAGAUGAUGCUAAUCAGUUGGUAAUCACUCUACAGGCACUCGGCACACCAACUGAGGAGACAUGGCCAGGGGUCACACAUCUACCUUUGUACAACAAUUUAACUAUUUACCCUGCCCCAAGUAGGGCGGAACUUCGUCGGAGGUUUGCUGCUGCAAGCGAAAAUGCUUUGAUACUUCUGGAAGGAAUGAUGAUUAUGAACCCCGUUAAAAGGUGGACAUGUGAACAAGCACUUCUUUCCAAUUAUUUCACAGAGGAACCGAUUCCUUAA